UCACCGUACCAUGUAAUGGUAGAAUGGAGAGGCUUGCGCGGUAAAAGUGGUGUAAUAGUGAUAAUGGUGAAUGCAUUUGGGUAUUUAAUCUUUCGUAUUUGUUGACAUGCCAAUAGUAGUAUGUUUUUUGAACGUGUCUGAGAAUUAUUCUGUGCAAAAUGUCUCGAAGACGCACUGCAAAAUCGAUUUUUGUGGAUUUUGGCAAAGGAUGUAAUUCUGGCCAGGUGUUAUCACGUGAAGUGGAAUUUCCUGAAUUGGGUAGAAAUGGUGUGUUAAUUCAAGUGAAGGCCUGUGGGUUGUCAGUCUCCAGAGUCGAACCCACAACAUUGUGUCACAUUUUGUCAAAGGGCAACAAGAACUUAAAUGUAGGUGCAGGACAUGAUGUGGCAGGAAUUGUGGUCGAGACAGGGGAGGAUGUUACCACUUUGUCCAAAGGGGACCAUGUUGUGGGAAUCAUUCCUCUUGACUAUGGACAGUCUGGAUGUGCAGACUAUGUCGUGCUUCAAGAAUUUGAUGUAGUUAUAAAGCCAAGCGGAGUGAGUUUUGUGGAUGCUGCAGGGUGUAUAGGAGAUUCUGUGAAAGCAUACACAGCUCUGCAUUACCUGGGAAGGCUUAGUUCGGGUGACACGGUGAUCGUGCUGGAUGGUGCAUCUUCUUUUGGUAGCAUCUGCAUACAAUUAGCACAUCACUGGGGAGCCAAAGUGUUAACAACUUCCUCUUCAGAUGAUGAAAAACGUUACCUUCAGAUCAUGGAAGCAGAACUUGCUCAUAUAAUUGAAUUGAACCAGAAGAAUUUAUCACUAAAAUCUGUAGCAAUGCUGGAGACCGGAAAUCUUGGAGUGGACAUUAUUGUGGAUCAGGGUGUAGCUCAGUACCCACAGAGCUCCAGUAUUUAUGAUGAUAACAGAUUAGAAAACUCUCGCAAUCUGUUGCCCUCAAAACACGAUAUAAUUUCGUGUUUAGCUGUUGGGGGCAGGUGGGUCACAUCGAAGGCCAAUUUGCAGCUGGACCCUCCAAAUUCCCGCCUCAUGUAUUUGCGAUGUGCCAGCUUGGGAUUUCUCUUUGAACACGCAUGGAUGUUGUCCAGUGCUCAGCAGGGAAGGUAUCAGCAUAUACUUAUGGAUAUAAUGGAAAAAGUUGCUACAAAAACUAUCCGCCCCAACAUCCACCACACUGUAUCAUUUGAUGGUGCUCUGGAGGUCAUCAAGGCUCUAGAAGAAGUUGCAGUAGGGAAGGUGGUUAUGACAGUAUGAGCAUUUUAUUUAUUUAUUUUUCUCAUGAAUGGUAUCCAGGGUAUAAACCUACUUAACAAAAACAUUUUUUGAAUGUAUUUAUUUAAAAAAAGGGGGGGGAUGUCUGCAAUGUUUGCAAAUGCAAAUGGAGAAGACACAGCAUUACCUCCCAGAAGACAGCAGUCUUUGCAGUCAGUACCUCAAAUCUCACACAAAAGAGGGACUAAAAUAGUAUUCGUACAACAUUUGAAACUACUGUACAUUUUGUUGUCUAAAUUAUCAUCAUCAUCAACAUGUCCUUCUAGUUCUGUCUUUGAUAAUACCAUAUUUACUGAAAUGGAUGAAAAGUGUUAGGCUUCUAUCAUGUUGAUGUUUUAAGGUGUAGUAUAACAUUUGUGCUGUAUCAUGCUGUGAGCAUAGCAAGAUAGAUAUGUAAGUGUGUGUGUGUGUGUGUGUGUGUGUGUAGCGGGGAGGAAGAGUGCGAGAGAGAGAGGAAGAUAAACACCAUAUUCUUUCAAGAUCAGGAGCUGUGAGUUAACAAGUUUGUGUGAAGUGCCACCAAAAGUGGUACAAUGGAGUCAGAAGUAUGUUUCAGUGUCAGGAGCCACAAUCUGUCACGAGUCUGGCUGAGUAUUGCCAAAGCUGUGAAUUGAGCGCACCAGUUCUUUGCAAAGUUACAUCGCAGCAUGAAUGAUGAGGAUGGUGAAGCCAAUGGAUGUGGGAAGAAGAAAUUGGCUGAGCAAAUGCGAUGUAUAACACAUUUUCCAAUAUUUAUUGUUGUUCACAUAUAUGCUUCUAUGAAAUGUAGGAAAUUAAUAUAUAAAAUAACAUUUUAGUCUCUGACAUGGUUUAUAAUUGGCAGUUUCCUUGGGUUCAGAAUUGACUCCUAUCUGGGUAAAUACAUUAUUAGGCCCACAUUGCAUUUUGCGGAAGCAUUAAUGCCUAUAUCGCUGAUUGCCAACCAUCUAACUGUAUACUUGUGGGCAUCUUGGUUCUGACAAAGAAGUUUGAUACAUGUGAGUUUAAAAAUGUUUGUAAUUUAUGAACUGUUUGUUGAUGAUCUCAGAACAUGAUUUUCAAAUUAUGAAGUGAAUUUUUUUCAGUUUCAAGCAGAUUUAAUGUUCAGAUUGUGGAAUGUUAUCACCAGAAAUAAAUACUCCAUUCUGUAAGGGGUUGCAUUGAGGAUAAACUGUUUCUUUUUGUAUGUAUUAAUCAGCUUAGCUCAGUGAGUCACUAUCUCCAAGUAUGAAUCAUAUUAAAGAUGAAAAUAAAAAUUAAAGAAUUUAAGACUCACUUCUUGAUGACUGUAUUUGCCCUUCAUUGAAUUACCAUGACUUCGUGCUGGUGGAAGAAAUAACCAGAUAUUGCUUCCACUGAAUGAUUCAGACAUAAAUAAUAGUGUCAUUUUGGGCCAUGCCAUAGCUUAGGUAGUAUUGAUAUAUGAUCUUAAGACUCAAAUUCCCCCCCCCCCUUAGCAGGUUCAUGUAAUACUCCUUAGCCAUGAGGCGGUCCUCUAGGAGCCUUGGCCAUUUUUGUGACAGAUGCCUGUUCUCUGUUAUUUACCUUCAGCCUCCAUCUCUUCACUUUCAGCUCUCAUAAACCAUCCUCUGCAUACUCCAGCAUUUCACUGUGGAUUUUCCCACAUUUCUUCUCUCUUCUGGAUACUUUAAAAAUGUUCUUAUAUUCGUAUAGUGCCCACUAUAAAUUGUAUGAACCCAAAUGGAAGGCAGUGCUUUCUCCCUAUUUUAGAAUUACAAAAUUGUCAUCUUGAAUUUAUGUGCAAAAAAUGUAUUGAUGUUUUUAAAUGUUGUAGACUUUUAGCAGGUUGAUUUUCCUGAGCUACAAUGCAUGUAAGCAUUUUAGCCAUGAGCUACAAAGAGUUAGCCUGAAGAGCUGCCAAGGCUAUGGAUCUGAAGGUGCACUUCCCCACAAAAGGGUCUUACAGCAAAGGUGCUAAUGUUGGGAUCAUCAAGGACUGGGAACGUCAGAAAGAAUAAAUUGGCUUAGUGUAGAAUAUGUUUUAAAAUAUCUGGUAUCUUUUUACGUUUUACAUUGUGAUAUCUGUAUGGAGUUAAUGCAUAAAAUCACAUUUUAUGUGCAGGCAUGUUUCUUAGGUAUGGUGGGAUGGGUGUCAUCUCAUAUUCAGAGUUUUCUUCCUUUGAAGUAAGUAUGGUAUAAAGUUCUAGUCCCCUGUCACCUACAGAAAGGCUGGCAACCCAUGACGCAGAAUAUAUUUAAACUACACUUUGAAAGUGAAUUUGCAACAAGGUGGUUAGACAUGCAAAUUUUAUGGAUGCUCUUACUUUUUAUUGACAGUGGUUCAAGAUUGACGUGGAUUGUAAUUUUUUACAAAAUAAAAACUUCGUAUCUAUCAGAAUCACCAAACUGGAACUCUUAACUGUAACCCUUACUGCAGUGGUACAUUUUUGCAAUCACCAUGACAAGGUACUGAUGCCAACAGCAUAGACAUAGCAUGACCACAUAGCCAAUUCUGGACACCAUGUUUAAGUUCAUCGUGUUCACUGAAUAUCUUUCCUCCUAGGUGUUCCUUCAGUGGUAAAAAGAAUUAAAAACCUAUGGGGAUAACUCUGAACUGCAAAGAGGGUGGUUCAUGAUUUCUCAGCUGAAAGUUGCCAGUGUUUUCACUGUGAAAUCUGUUGUAUAUGGGCACACAUUAUAAUGCAGUGCAAUGAUCUGUUGCAGUUUCCCAGACCUAUUUUUGCAAAUUUGUUAGCCUGCAGCAUUAUGAUGAAAGCUCUUUUAAUGAUACACAUUAAUUUUUGCACUGUGUGGCUGUCAUUUGUCAAGAGGUGAGAGCAGUGUUUCAGCCAUCUGCCAUGAAGAAAGUUUUCUUAUUCCAGUGAUGACAUCUUUUGGAAAAAAUUAAAGUCCAGAUCAACCUUGAACCAUCCUCAUUAAUCCUUUAUAUGUAGUAAACUAUAUGUAAAAAGACACAUUAAUGUUGUUCAUUUUAAUGUAUUAAUUAAAAACAUGUUGCUGAACAAAUAUGUAUUUGUUAACUCAAUUUUAUCAAAAACUUUUUUAAAACCGUUCCAGAACAGAAAGACUUGAAGGCGGUGACCUCAUUCAUAAAUUCAGAUUGUGGAAGUAAACUAUCCGAAUAAAUUAACUUUAUUAAUUCUGGUCCGUCACUCUAGUCAGUACUAUAGAAUGAUUAAACUACACGGUACAGUGUGACUUAAAGUAUAUAUAUGAUGCCUUUACAUGUUUCAGUUAAUUAUUGACCAUCUUCAGAAGGCAAA
This is a messenger RNA of Cryptotermes secundus, 4495 nucleotides long. Its product is annotated as quinone oxidoreductase-like protein 1. The record is from RefSeq and is a predicted model, not a curated record. Gene Ontology annotation, molecular function: oxidoreductase activity. The transcript has 8 exons. NCBI's taxonomy places the organism in Eukaryota, Metazoa, Arthropoda, Insecta, Blattodea, Kalotermitidae. The coding region runs from base 159 to 1253 and encodes 364 amino acids.